CUCCCGUGCGCUGCGCCCCCAAUUCCCACUCCCCCCCCCCCCCCACGCGCACAGCGACGCCGAGAGGGAGAGGAAGCGACAGCCAGCAGCCAGGAAGGAAGGCAUGGCCACUUCAUCCAGUGGCGACGACUCGCCCCACGCCUCCUCGGACCUCGUGCCACCCUCCUACCCCGAGAUGAUCGUGGCGGCGAUCGCGUCGCUGGCGGAGGAGAACGGUUCCAGCCAGGCCGCCAUCGCGCGCCGCAUCGAGGCGGAGGCCCGCGGCGACCUCCCGGCCUCGCACCCGGCGCUUGUCGCCGCCCACCUCUCACGCAUGUCCGCCGCCGGGGAGCUGGUCGCCGUCGCGGGGGGGAAGUACGCGCUGCCCCCGCCCCCGCCCCCGCCCCCACCGGCGGCGCCGGACUCCCCCGCCGAAGACGACGACUGCCCCGAUGAGGAGGCGCCGCUGCCGGUGCCACAGCCGCCCGCCAAGCGCGGGCGCGGCAGGCCCCCGAAGGCGCGCCCCCCGGGCUUCCCCGCUGCCGGGUCGGGAGCUGCCCUCCCCGCCCCCUUCGGCGUGCCUGGCGCCGCCGACUCCCCCGCCGCCGCGCCGCGCCGGCGGGGCCGCCCGCCCAAGCCGCGGGACCCGCACGCGCCGCCCAAGAUCCCGCGCCCACGGGGGCGGCCGCGCAAGAACCCGCUCCCGGAGGGGAUGAUGGCGCCGCGGCCGCGCCCCGGCGCGCCGACGACGGCUAAACCGCGCCCGCAGUUCGCCGAGGUCGGCUUCGUGUGAUGAGCUCUCGCCAGCCGGGGCGGCGGAGAGCAAGCGCUAGCUAACAUUUUGCCCUUGUUCCAGCUGCGGUCUGAUGUGGGGUUUCUCAGUUCGUGUUGUUGUCUAAUCCGGGGAGCGUGUAGGGGCAGGAGUCUGAGUCGAGGCGGGGCGGCAGCGGUGGUGGCCGGCGGUGUGUUGUGUGGUUCGUAGUGUUGCUACCUACUCUUGGUGGUGGCCGGAGGGUUUGGCUCCGGCGGUGUAUCUUGUAUCUCCUUGUCGCGCUCGCGCAAUGCAAUGCAGUUAGUCUGAUCGUUUCAUUU
Phragmites australis (common reed) is the source of this 1071-nucleotide messenger RNA. Its product is annotated as HMG-Y-related protein A-like. Gene Ontology annotation, biological process: nucleosome assembly; chromosome condensation; negative regulation of DNA recombination. The transcript is spliced from 2 exons. Gene Ontology annotation, cellular component: nucleolus; nucleus; nucleosome. The coding region runs from base 104 to 772 and encodes 222 amino acids. Gene Ontology annotation, molecular function: nucleosomal DNA binding; double-stranded DNA binding. The record is from RefSeq and is a predicted model, not a curated record. Lineage: Eukaryota; Viridiplantae; Streptophyta; Magnoliopsida; Poales; Poaceae.